Messenger RNA from Stylonychia lemnae, 4446 nucleotides. NCBI's taxonomy places the organism in Eukaryota, Ciliophora, Spirotrichea, Sporadotrichida, Oxytrichidae. The record is from the annotation of a GenBank genome assembly.
AUGUUUCAGAAUGGUAAUAAACCACCUACGUCAUUACUACUAUUCUAGUGGGUAGUUUUGACUGGACUUUUCUCACUAAAUGCAAAUGCUAGUCUUUCUUGCUAAGAUGGCUUUUAUUUUAACUCUACUCUAGAUUAAUGCACAAAGUGCGAUGGAUGCCCCAUGAAUUUAUGUAUAGGUUAAAAUAUUUGUGCAUUAAAACUAGAUAGCUUCUUCUUCGACCUUGAGAGUUUACAAAGACUCUAGGUUUGCCCUCCUGAUAAAAUUAGUGCUUAAUUACUUUUAAAUGAUACUCGAAUAUUUGUUAAUUCCUAAUCUAAUCUCUAUCUUGAGCUUGGAACAGAGAAAUUUCCUUAUAAAUUCAUCUAACAUGCAUUGAAAGAAGUAUUCAACUAUUUACCAGCGGAUUAAAUAGGUAUUUAAAUACUGAUAAAAUAGAAUACAACGCUAAGUAUGGAAGUUUUAUUAGAAAAAUAAUAUGUCAAUGGAGCUAAAAACUUGACGGUCAGGACAUAUGAUGAUAAUAAUUAAAAUAAUUUGGGUUAGAUUUCUCAAAUCGUAGUUAAAAAUGGCAUUUAAUUUAGAGAAUCAGAGUCAACCUAUUUUAAUCUUAUGGGCAUAAACUAUUAGACUAAUAAGCUUAAUUUCUUAUCAGACAAUUAUGAAACAGUCAAUGAUAAAAACGAGUUAAUGCAUGGCUGGGAUAUUCAAUUCAAUAGAAUUACCUUCGAUAAAAUGAUAUUUGAUGGUCAAGGAUCUAUUUUUUCUUCAUUAAUGCCCAUGAACUUCAAUUUAACAAAUACCAUUGGUGAUAUAAAAAGAGCAACUUCUAUAAAAAUUGACAACAUUACCACUGAAAAUUUAUACAUUUAAGGUCAAGUAUAUAUUUUCAGGACUUCAGGAGCACCACUAAGUAUGACGAAUUUCAAAAUAAAAAAUGUGACUUAACUUUAACAACAGAACUCAAUCCUGCAAGGAUCUUCAUCAACAAGGAUUUUUUGGCAGAAUGAUCCCCAAUAAGUUGGUUAAACUAUCAUAAGAAGCUUAAAUGCACCUGUUAGAGGGUAUUUUGAAUUUGACAAUAUGACUUUUCAUUAAAAUUCAAUGUAUGCUAAUUUCCAAAUUAACAGCUGUAUUAGAAGUGAUGGAUUUAUCUUCAGAUAUGCAGAGAAAAAUCUUUAAUCAGGAUUCACAAAGAAUUCUAUUUUUAGUAAUGUUACUGUAUCAAAGAGUGAGGUCAAUCUAUUAUUAUUUUAGGGUUAUGCUGAUUUAGGAGUGAAGGCUACAGACUAAUACUACUUUGAUAUCUCAAGCAUCUAUGCUUUUAACAACACUAUAACUAAAAAGAACAGUUUUAUUCAAUUUAGUCAAUUUGUAAACAACUUUCCUGUCCAAGUUAGAAUCUUUAAUUCUGUUUUCAACGAUUUUAAAUAUAUCACAGGGGGCUAUAUAAUACAAAUGAACUAAAAUGAUAUAAUGCCACUUUUGAUUAACAAUAUUUCUCUGAAUCGAAACAUUCAAGCAUAAUUAGGUUUUAACGCGAAAGAUUAAGUCAGGACUUCGCUUCCAUUGAUAGUUUAGAUAUCAAAUAGCACAUUUAUUAAAAAUGCUCCGAUUUAGGACGCUUUAAUACGAGUUCAAACAAAUACAUAAAUUUAUGUGGAUAGCUCCUACUUCGAGGAAAAUUACUCAUUAUCAAGAGGUAGCGUGUUUUAUGGCGAUUUUAGAGAUGUGUAACUCUAUAUUAAGAAUAGCCAGUUUAUUAAAAAUUAUGCUUAUCUAGGAGGAGUAUUUUUCAUGCAUUUUAAUGGUUACAUUGAAUUACAAAAUUGCUUGUUUCAGGAGAAUUUUGCUGCAAAAGGAGGAGCUGGAAACUUAGAAAAUAAAGGGUACUUUAAUAUUUCAAAUACAAUUUUUACUCUCAACAAGGCACUUCUUUCAUCUACUAUCCACAUCACUGAUUCGUUAGACAAUUAUUCCCUUCUAAACAAUUGUACCUUUAAGCAAAAUAAAAAUCUUAAGAUUAGUGAAACAAUGAUGCUUUUGAGAACAUUUCAACCAGAUUUUCAAUAGAAAAUUACAACGAUACUUUCUAAAGCUAGUACUUCUCAAUAUCAACCAAAAACACUUGACAUGAAAAAUUCAAAAAUUAAGAUUCUCAAUAACUCAUCUAUAACUUAUGAAAGGAACUUCAUUGGCUGCUUCUCUGGCUAUUUAGUAAUGGAUUCUCAUUAUGAGAUCACUAGACAUAUAAUUAGAUAGUAUAUAAGCUAACUGCAAAUCAACAAUUCUUAAAUAUCUGGUUUGAGUUCAUUAGAUCAAGGAGGUGCUAUUGUAUCUCAUAAUUCUGAUCUAAUUAUUGAAAAUUCUAAUUUUGAUUAAUGCUAGUCAAAAAUUGGUGGUUCAAUCGCUAUUAUGUGUGCUGGAAUGAAUGCUUGUAAGUCAAAGAUUUACACAAGUUCAUUUUCUAACAAUUACGCAAUUCUUGAAGGUGGAUCUAUAUACUUUGAUUCUUAUGUUCCAUAAGGGUUAGAAACUAAUACAUUUACUAACAACAUAGCUUAAUAUGGAGAUGAUAUAGCAAGCUUUCCAGUUAAUAUCAACCUUAUAAGCUAAACAAUAUAGACAGUGGCAAGUGGCUAAAAAUACUAAGGGUAUAUAUUGGCAGAAAUAGUUGAUUUAUUUAACAAUAGGAUAAAACUCGAUGUCUCAUACUCAAUUAAUCGGAGAUAAGCAAAUAGAACUUUAAAGAGGUUUGGGCAAUUUUUCAGAUCUUACAUUCAUAGCGAAGCCUGGGUCGACAAAUAUUUUGCAUUGAAGGAGAAGUUUAAAUAAAUGACCAAUGCUAGAUUUGUGAGAUUGGGACAUAUGCACUUGGAUUCAAUCAAACACUGUGCUAAAAUUGUCCUGAAAAUGCAGAUUGCCUUGGAGGACAGGCAAUUAAAAUCUAUUAAGGUUACUGGAGAUCUAGCAACUAGUGGAUUAUAUGCUGAAUAUAACAAAGAAUCGUAAUAAUAUCCAAUGUGCCUCGAUGGUUAUGGAGGAAAUCUGUGUCAAUAAUGUGUAAUGGUAAAUGAUGUCUAAUACACUCGCACAACUGGCAGUAAAUGCGGAAUUUGCCCCAAAACUAAAUUUAACGUGGUCAUAUUUUCAGCAGUCAUUGCGAUAAUUGUUUACCUUUCAAUAAUGAUUAUCUUUAAUAUCAACAGCAGAGAGGAUAGUAAAAUUGGAGUACUUAUGAGAAUUCUGACAAAUUAUCUUUAGAUAAUAACCUAUACAGAUUUAUUAAGUUUGAAGUGGCCAAAUCUUCUGAGAGAAUUCUUCAAUAUAUUCGUAUAAGUGGGUGAUUCUGUUUAAAACUUAAUUUACUUUGAUUGCUUUUUGUAGAAUAAUGUCAUUGCAAAUGAUCAAAACAGCUACACUUAUUUUAAGACAGUAAUUGUCGGCUUAAUUCCAAUAAUCUUAAUCCUGUUGUUUUUAGUUAUCUACUUAAUAACUAGACCAAUUAAAAGACUGGCAAAAAUAUCAUUUAAGCAUUGGACUCUUGUUAGCAGUAUACUAAUUAUAAACUUUGCUCACCCUACUGUUGUCAGAUACAUUUUUAAUAUGUUUUACUGCAUAGAGUUAGACAAGGGAUAAUUAUGGCUUUAAACUGACUUAUAAGUUAAAUGUUGGGAAGGUGAUCAUCUUAAAUUUAGUUUGCUGAUCGGAUUGCCAUUAUUAGUUUUUUGGGCCAUAUUAAUACCACUAGUGGGAUUUAUCUUUCUUCGAAAACAAGUAAAAGCAUAGAAGUAAGAUAUUCUUGAUAGUUUCCAGGUAAAGACAGAUUAAAGUUUGACCAUUUCAAAGAAGCAAAUUAAUAAUAAUUCUUUUAGUUCCUUAUCAAAGGGUCUCAAACCAGAAUAUUAUUACUGGGAAUUCAUUAAUAUGUUUAGAAAAUUAUUUCUGGUAGCUACUAACGUAUUUUUCUAUGAUCAAAUACCUCUUUUUAAAGCAAUGCUUACUCUAAUAAUUCUCUUCUUUGUCUAUAGAUUGCAAAUAAGGUAUAAACCUUACAAACUAGAAUCAAUAAAUAGAUUGGAAGAGUUAGAAAUAAUAACAACAAUAGUUGCCUUUUACGGUGGCAUUUACUUUGUCAACUCUGAAAUAUCUGAUAACGUGAAGUAUGUCACUGUUGGAUUCAUAAUAAUUUUCAAUAUUUGGUUUCUUAUAAAUUGGCUAUACUGUAUAUUGAAAUGCUUAAACUUUAGAUGGGCUAAACUUCUCACUGUUAUCAUUGAAGCAAUAUUCAGAAUCAAAGAUAUUGAUUCAAUCAAAGCAAUAUAAGAUCAAAAUGAAAUAUCCUAACAAAUGACUGCUCAAGGGAAAAAUAAAGAGAUAUCUCUACCUAAUCAUGAGAAAGAGAGGGAAAAAACUCAUUAAAGAAUAGCGAUUUCAAGCUGCUGA